AUGGAAUUGAAUGCUAGCGUGUCCACAAAAAGGACAAUAAACCCUAGGAAGAUGGAUAUCGGAGGUAAACCCUUUAUACUCAUCAUUUGUGGCAGCCUCGUUUACUACCACUGUGCCUAUCAGAAUUCUAGUCUCGUCUCUCUCAUCUCAGACGUCUUUAUUGUACUCCUUUGUUCCCUCGCCAUUCUCGGACUCCUCUUUCGCCAGAUGAACAUCUCGGUACCUGUGGAUCCUCUUGAGUGGCAGAUCUCUCAGGACGCUGCCAACAUGUUUUUUGCCUGCCUCGCCAAUACUGUCGGUGCUGCUGAGUCUGUUCUACGGGUUGCUGCUACUGGCUAUGAUAAGCGCUUGUUCCUUAAGGUUGUGGCUGCUCUGUAUGUUCUAUCAUCUCUUGGAAGGAUAGCAUCGGGUGUUACCAUUGCCUAUGCUGGACUCUGCUUUCUUUGCCUUUACAUGCUCGCUGAGAACUUGCAAUUGAUUAGCUCGAGGUAUCCAAGGAGAAGAGACGGCACGAACACAGUUCAGGACGACUAAAUUGAUUUGAUCCGGUUCAAUAAGGAUGAAGGAAGGAGUCAAUGCAUUAUUUACAGCUCUUGCUUCUAGUUAUGCCAGGUUCAUCGCGUGUUAUUUGCCUUAUUAAUGUGAUUUCUCUUUCCAUUCAUGUCUGCAGUCUUGUGAUUUCCUUACAUGUCCCUGUAAUAUAUUCCCAGUCCUAUGAUCAUUGUCUCCCCAGUUAUCAAGGAUACAUGAUAUAAGUUGUUAGCUCACUGUUAAGAAAAGAAAAGAAAAGAA
Molecule: messenger RNA, 792 nt
Organism: Solanum stenotomum
Lineage: Eukaryota; Viridiplantae; Streptophyta; Magnoliopsida; Solanales; Solanaceae
Product: reticulon-like protein B22
Exons: 1
Coding region: 1-534 (177 amino acids)
Source: RefSeq, a predicted model, not a curated record